AUGAACGCCCAACUCAAAGACAGCGCCGCGACGAGGGCCCGCCCGCCCCCAUUUAAUCCCUUUGCUCACAGGACCCCGGCGGUCCCCAAUGGCGAACUUCCCGAUGACGGCCUCGACCCAACCCCCAUGACACCAGCCGAUCAGAUAUAUGCCCACUUCGGGGUCGUCCCGCUUUCGGCCAAUCUGGCCACUCAUUUCAAAUUGAUGCCUCAGGCACAACAAAACAGCAUGUUAUUCUCCAUGCUCGGAGCCAUCCUUCAGCGAAACAACCCCGGCGCCCCUCCCGCAGGGGAGGCCGCCCCCCCCAUUGUCCUCAGCCAGGCGGAUCAAGUCCGAAUAUUUGAGUAUCUCCCAGCUGUCAAGGUCAGUCAACCCCCCGCCCCCUGCUCCCCAAUGCAUCUCCCGCCCGCACUAACAUCCACCAUAUUACCCCGGACCCAGGAAGUCAUGCAAGAAGCGGCCCGCGACGCCAUGAUGAUCAGCAAUGUCAAAGCGUACACCAGAGACACCCAAGAACGUUCUCUAUUCCGCAUGGUCAUGAACUCACUUCGCCAACGGCCCGCGCAAUACCAGCGCACCCACUUCCCACCCCAAUUUUUAGCACACAAACGCGCGGCCCUCAAUCAUGUCCAAACUGAGGUGAGGAGGCAGAUAAAAAAUGUCCGAUACAUGGUGCGCAAUCAUGCGCUCACCGGUGUUGUCCUCGGUCAUGGACACACCGUCCUGCCCGCGAUCCCAACCUUAGAUGACUAUGCCCGUGAGCUGUGGAGGUUCUUAAUGGGCACAACCACCAGACUCACGGAUUCUCAAGUCGACACCACGCUGGCACACAACCCCCAACUGAAGGCGCGAUUCACGUACAUACGACUGGCGACCAUGUCGAAUCAUUUCGACCCCGCCGCAAGGACAAUCUUGCAUUGGGAUCAGAUUGACGCGCAGCUCAACGCCAACAGACCACGAAGCAAAGAUUAUGUGAAUGCGUGGACCGUACUCGUAGUUGAGAAGGAUCACAAGAUGUUUGGCUCUUCCCCCCUGGUAGAUGAGGUCAACAAGCUCAGCUGCCGGUGCCCGACUGAUGCCGAGGUGACUGCGCAGGUGGCGCUUAUGGCAUGA
Molecule: messenger RNA, 1113 nt
Organism: Puccinia triticina
Lineage: Eukaryota; Fungi; Basidiomycota; Pucciniomycetes; Pucciniales; Pucciniaceae
Exons: 4
Coding region: 1-1113 (370 amino acids)
Source: RefSeq, a predicted model, not a curated record